AUGCCACAUGCACUCUUGCUUUACAACUCAUGCCACAGUCACUCUCAUUUUACAACUCAUGCCAACAUCCCUAAUGGAGUGAGGAAUUUCCAGUUCAGAGUCAAAAGCUUUGAGAACCAUACCCGUGUAUGGGACUUCAAUCCUUGCAGCUAUGCUUUUGUGGCUGAGGAAACUACUUAUAACUUCUCUUCUAUAGAUCUUGCUGACUUACAGGGAAGAAGAAGGGUUCCGGUGGUAUUUGAUUGGGCGGUAGGAGACCAAACAUGUGAUGAUCAUGCUGCCGGAAAGAAUCUAAUAAGUUUUGCUUGCAAGGAUAACAACGACUGCGAAGACUUUGACAAUGGUCCCGGGUAUCGCUGCAAAUGCUCUAAGGGAUAUGAAGGGAACCCUUAUAUUCCUAAUGGUUGUCAAGAUAUUGAUGAGUGCGCUAUUUCAAGCCCAUGUAACAUGGCAUGCCUCAAUUUACCAGGCACAUACAAUUGUUCUUGUGCAGUGGGCUACGAAGGCAUUAGCAUCGGCAUAUCACUACUACUUAUUGGUGGCUCCUCGCUAUAUUGGGGAUCUAAGCAGAGGAAGAUUGCCAACCUUAGAGAAAAAUUAUUUCAGCAAAACGGUGGUAUCAUGUUACAAGAACUUUCCAAACAUGAAGGAUUGGUCCAGUCAGCUAAAAUCUUUACUGAAGAGGAUCCAAAGAAGGCAACAAACAACUUUAAUGAAAAUAAUGUCCUGGGCAAAGGGGGCCAAGGAAUAGUCUACAAAGGAGUAUUACCAGAUAACACCAUAGUUGCCAUUAAGAAGCCCAGAGUAGCUGAUCAGAGUCAGUCCCAGAUUGAGCAAUUCAUUAAUGAGGUCAUAAUUCUCUCUCAAGUCAACCAUAGAAAUGUUGUAAAGCUCCUAGGGUGUUGUUUGGAGACAAAAGUUCCUUUCCUUGUCCAUGAAUUUAUUACCAAUGGGACUCUCUAUGACCACAUACACACUGCAUGCCAAAGAGCAUCCUCAAUAACAUGGGAGAAUUGCUUAAGAAUAGUAGCGGAAACUUCAACAGCCCUUUCAUAUUUACACUCUGCCGCUAGUACUCCUAUCAUUCAUAGAGAUGUUACGACCUCCAACAUACUCUUAGAUGACAAUUACGUUGCUAAAGUAUCAGAUUUUGGCUCUUCAAGGCUGAUUGCUAUUGAUGAAACUCAAUUAAGCACAUUGGUACAAGGAACACGUGGUUACUUGGACCCAGAGUACUUGCAAACUGGCCAAUUGACCGAAAAAAGUGAUGUUUAUAGCUUUGGGGUUGUCCUUGUUGAAUUACUAACUGGCAAGAAGGUAAUUUCUUUCAGCAGGCCUGAAGCAGAGAGAAAUUUAUCGAUGUAUUUUAUUUUAGCAAUGAAAGAAGACCGCUUGCUUGAAAUUGUUGAUGAGCAGAUGAUGAAUGACGCAAGGGUUGACAAGUUAAAGCAAGUUGCUAUUUUAGCAAAGAGAUGCUUAGAAGUGAAAGGCGACGAAAGGCCAAGCAUGAAGGAAGUAGUAAUGGAGCUAGAGGGAUUGAGAAUGACAGAGAAACAUCCAUGGGUAAAUGACGUCACAGAUUCCGAAGAGACCCAACACUUGCUUGGAGAUCAACUCUUAGAUGCUUAUGGCGGUGAAACUAGUAUGAGCAAUUCAAUAGUUUAUGAUCGCAUGACAAACCAUGACAUUUCACCAUUUAAUGGUGGCUCUUUGUGA
This is a messenger RNA of Camellia sinensis, 1716 nucleotides long. The record is from RefSeq and is a predicted model, not a curated record. NCBI's taxonomy places the organism in Eukaryota, Viridiplantae, Streptophyta, Magnoliopsida, Ericales, Theaceae.